Mangifera indica (mango) is the source of this 2507-nucleotide messenger RNA. Its product is annotated as subtilisin-like protease SBT3.9. Gene Ontology annotation, molecular function: serine-type endopeptidase activity. The record is from RefSeq and is a predicted model, not a curated record. The transcript has 9 exons. Gene Ontology annotation, biological process: proteolysis. Bases 123 to 2468 code for a protein of 781 amino acids. NCBI's taxonomy places the organism in Eukaryota, Viridiplantae, Streptophyta, Magnoliopsida, Sapindales, Anacardiaceae.
CUUAAUUCCUAAUAAUAUGGGAUACUUCACAAUUUACGAGUGCUUAUUAUGAAUUGUAUCACCUUAUUAUAACGAAAUUCAAGACCCCAAUAUCUCAAUCCACAUUACCAUAUGCAUUGCUGAUGGAUACCAUGUUGAAUAGCAGGAUAGCAACAAGAAAAAGCCAGUUCCCCAGAAUUCUUGUAUUCUUUCUUCUGCAGUACUAUGUUCAAAUUUCUUUGAUAUCUGUUGAUGCCUCUACUAAUGUGUACAUUGUUUAUAUGGGGGAGAAUAAGUAUGAAGAUCCAGUAACAAUUACAAAGUCUCACCAUAAAUUAUUAUCAACCUUGCUUGGAAGCAAAGAAGCAGCAAUGCGUUCGAUUCUUUAUAGCUAUAAGCAUGGCUUCUCUGGAUUUGCUGCUAGGCUAACAGAAACCGAAGCAAAAAACAUUGCAGAGUUUCCUGGUGUUCUCCAAGUAAUUCAAAAUGGCAUUUUCAAGCUCCACACAACCAGAAGCUGGGAAUUCAUUGGGCUGAAUUUUCAUUCUUCUGGAAAACUUUCAACUGAGAGCAACAUGGGAGAAGGAACUAUCAUUGGUGUAAUUGAUUCAGGAGUUUGGCCGGAGUCCGAAAGCUUCAGCGAUAAAGGUAUGGGUCCAAUUCCAUCCCAUUGGAAGGGAAAAUGUCAGAAGGGACAGAAUUUUAACUCCUCCAACUGCAACAAAAAAUUAAUCGGGGCUCGCUGGUUCAUAAAAGGAGUGAUGCAUAUGAUCAACAGAUCCAUAGACACAACCAAAGAUGAUGAGUUUUUAUCGCCGCGGGAUGCAGCAGGCCAUGGCACUCAUACAGCUUCUACAGCAGCAGGCAAUUUUGUUGACAAAGCAAGUUAUAAAGGACUAGCAGCAGGUGUAGCCAGAGGAGGAGCACCUCUGGCUCACUUAGCAAUUUACAAGGCUUGCUGGGAUGGCUUCGGAUGCGCCGAUGCUGAUAUACUAAAAGCAUUUGAUAAAGCUAUACAUGAUGGAGUUGAUAUUCUAUCGCUGUCUCUAGGCAGUAAUAUACCAUUGUUCUCCUACAUUGAUCAACGUGACUCAAUUGCUGUUGGAUCCUUCCAUGCGGCUUCUAGGGGGAUCACUGUCGUUUGUUCAGCAGGAAAUGAUGGUCCUACUUCUCAAACUAUUGCGAAUACCGCCCCCUGGAUCAUCACUGUUGGAGCCACCACGAUCGACCGGGCCUUCCCAACAGCUAUUACACUUGGAAAUCACCAAACUGUCUGGGGUCAAUCCAUGGAUACUGGAAAGGAAAAUUGGGGAUUCACUGGCCUCACAUACUCUGAACGUGUAGCUGUCGACUCUAAAGAUGAUUCCAGCAAAUAUUGCAACCCGGGAACUCUUAACGCAACAUUAGCAUCAGGGAAAAUUAUACUGUGCUUUUCAAAAUCUGAUAAGGUGGACAUGGUUAAUACAUCAUUAACAGUAGCGGAAGCAGGAGGAGUUGGGCUUAUAUUAGCACAGUUUCAUAACGACGGGCUUCCCUCCUGUGAUUUGAUUCCCUGUGUUAAAGUAGAUUACGAAGUUGGGACAGAAAUACUUUCUUACAUCAGAACGGCAAGGUCUCCGCUUGCAAAGCUGAAUUUUCCCAAGACUGUAAUUGGGAAAUGGGUAUCUCCUCAAGUUGCAUCUUUUUCUUCCAGAGGACCCAGUUCAAUAUCCCCAGCCAUAUUGAAGCCUGAUGUAGCUGCACCAGGUGUGGAUAUCUUAGCUGCAUUUACACCAUUCGGCAGAAAGCACUUGAAUUCUUAUGCACUGCUAUCAGGCACUUCAAUGGCUUGUCCCCAUGUAGCAGCGAUAGCAGCUCUCAUCAAAUCUGUACAUAAAGAUUGGUCUCCUGCAGCCAUAAGAUCAGCUCUAGUUACUACUGCUUCCCAAACUGGAACUGAUGGAAUGAACAUAUUCGAGGAGGGUUUUACUCGCAAAGCGGCAGAUCCAUUUGACAUGGGAGGAGGGCAUGUCAAUCCUAACAGGGCAAUGCAACCUGGGCUUGUUUAUGAUAUUUCUACAGAAGACUAUAUUCAGUUCCUUUGCUCCAUGGGGCACACAAAUGCAUCCAUUAGUGCUUUAACCAAGACCAAAAUCAGUUGCUCUAAAAGCAGCCAUCUUGAGCUGAACCUCAACCUCCCAUCUAUCACCAUCCCAAAUCUCAGACAGUCAGUGACAGUGACUAGAAAGGUGACAAAUGUGGGACACAUUAACUCAGUCUAUAGAGCUGUAGAGGAAGCUCCAUACGGCAUAAAAAUGAGAGUUGAGCCUCAAGUUUUAAGUUUUAACAUGACCAGGAAAGUUAUCUCCUUCAAAGCUACAUUCUCCACAACAGAGAAAUUGCUUGCAGAUUACAGAUUUGGCAGCCUCACAUGGACUGAUGGUGAGCAUUUUGUUAGAAGUCCUAUAGCUAUACGGACUGUCAAACAUGAAUGGUAUUCCUAUGAAUAAUAUUACUGAAAAUCCAUUAAUCAAAUGUUUCUUUUUUAA